UUCGCUCCCGUCAGGCUGUCACUCCGUAGCCAGCAGCAGCAGCUGUCACUCCAUCGCCCCGGCACAGCGCUGCGCGCGUGCGAGUCUGUGUGUGUGCGCGCGUGCGAAUCUGUGUGUGUGCGUGUACGAGUCUGCGUGUGUGCGCGUGCGAGUCUGUGUGUGUGCGAGUCUGCGUGUGUGCGCGUGCGAGUCUGUGCGUGUGUGCGCGUGCGACUCUGUGUGUGCGCGCGUGCGUGUCUGCGUGUGCGCGCGUGCGAGUCUGUGUGUGUGCGCGUGCGAGUCUGCGCGCGUGCGUGUCUGCGUGUGCGCGCGUGCGUGUCCACUGCCCUUAUACAGGCAGCGAGCGGGGCGGGCGGGGGAGAGAAUCACCGCCGUCGCCUCCGCCUCUUCAGUUUCGCCACAGAAAGAAUUGCACAGACGGCAGCAGGCAGUGCCAGAGAUAGACGGGGAACGCCGCUUUGGCAGUCAUCAUCAACACGACUCGAAGUAAAAGACAACGUGGACUCUUGAUUCCGAAGUGUCAGAUUAUGACAGUUUAGCAAAAUCGGCGGUGGAGGAGGGGGGGGGGGUAGUGCUAAAAAAAUACAUCUUUAUUUUUAAACAUAGUUUUUGGGUUUCGCUCAGCUUUGAGAUUUCGAGUAAAAAGAUGCCAUCGGCCCAGCCCUGGGAGGCGGCGGGCAAGCCCCAGCGCCCCGUGUCGGAGUGCGCGGGGCCCCCCGCCUCGGCCGCCCCCCACCUCGCGGCCGCUCAGGGUGGCGGGGCCCGCGGCGCGGCCCUGACAGCCCGCAGGGUCCAGCGACCGGCUUCGCUGAGCCUCUGGCAGCCGCUCAAGAUAUUCGCUUGUUCACAGCUCGGAUCGCUGGUGCGCAGAGCCGCUCUGCUCAGGGACGCGCCCGACCACCUGCACAAGUAUGAGAAGUCGCACAACUUCAAGGUCCACACAUUCCGGGGCCCCCACUGGUGCGAGUACUGCGCCAACUUCAUGUGGGGGCUCAUUGCCCAGGGAGUCAAGUGCUCCGACUGCGGCCUGAACGUGCACAAGCAGUGCUGCCGCCUGGUGCCCACCGACUGCCAGCCCGACCCCCGCAGGCUGCCAAAGGUGUUCGGCUGCGACCUCACGGCGCUGGUGAAGGCUCACCGCGGGCGGCUGCCCAUGGUCGUGGAAAUGUGCAUCGGCGAGAUCGAGGCGCGCGGCCUGAAGUCGGAGGGACUCUACCGGGUGUCUGGGGUCAGCGACCUGGUGGAGGAAGUGAGGGCGGCCUUCGACAAAGACGGGGAGAAGGCGGACAUCUCUGCGAAGGCGUACGAAGACGUCAACGUUAUCACGGGCGCGCUGAAGCUGUACUUCAGGGAGCUCCCGACGCCCCUCGUCACGUACCAAGCCUACCCACACUUCGUAGAGGCCGCCAAAGUGAGCGACCCCACGGAGAGGCUGGAGCAGCUGCGCAGAGCGCUGCAGACGCUGCCACCAGCGCACUACGACACGCUGCACUGCCUCAUGGCCCACCUGCACAGGGUCGCGCAGCAGGAGAAGGACAACCUGAUGAGCUCGGAGAACCUGAGCAUCGUGUUCGGCCCCACGCUCAUGAGGCCGCACGAGCAGGACGUCCUGGCGACGCUCAACGGCAUGAGGCACCAGCGCCUCCUGGUGGAGCUGCUCAUUCGCCACGUGCAGGAGCUCUUCUGAGAACGACCGUGUCACGAGGCAACGUCCUCUUGCCACCACCACCACCUCAUCCUCCUCCACCGGCGUAUUAGCUCUGACCCUUCAACACCCUGCAAUGCCCGACUACACCAAACAAUGACCAACAAUGCCCUACUACACCAAACAACACCCUAGAGAGACGCCGAAUGACCAAAUAUAUAUGUAACUAUUGAACGUAAACGAAACUAUUUUGUAUUUUCCCAGGUAAGGCCCACUGAGCCACGCAGCUCUUUGUCAGAAGUGACCUGGCCGCAAACGGCAGCUCAACAAAGUGGCUCAUCACGUGGCAACGUAUCGCGGCCAAUUACUCUAAACUUAUCUAAAUCAGUCGGAACGCACCGGAACAUAAAAUAAGAUCACUAAGGAUGGCCCAGAGCGCCACUACUGCGGCCAGCAAUCACGUGGACCUGGCGUAUCACACAAUUGCCCGCUUCGAUCGUUCGCCUGUGUCAGCUUAUGGGUUUCUCUGUGAGUCUGCGCGUCUCUGCACGAGCCUACGACUCUCCGCUCCAAUUCAAGGACUCUCCGUGCGAGUCUGCAUCUCAGACCGUGGGGACUGAUGUGCUUACGGCCACUGCACGCUUUGAUCAUUUUGCUGGCAGCGUUUUAAGACAUUCCGCUCACCAAACUCACUCGACACGGACAAAGACAAAGAUCCCCCGUAUAGCCUUAACAGACUGUAGGGGCAAGUGCUGUUAGCGAGCACCUUCGACACGGACGCACACACACACAUUGCCGAUCAACCCCGCCCCCCCCCCCCCCACCACGCCACCGUACAAGAGAAGAAGAAUAUCUGGAAUGCGCCAGAUAUCAGAAGCCAAGCAGGGUUUGAGCCUGGACAGUGUUCGGAUGUGGGGGGAUCGCCGUGGGGGCUACUGCGGGGCUGCGUUGUCAGCAGUGGGCACUGCAGCAAAACGCUGAUUUGUUGUACUGCACUUCGUGGCUUCCACAUGUCUGCCCCCAGUCCUCACCGACGCAUGGCGAUGGGCUUGCCGAAGUACGGUCGAAUAACCCUCACGAUCAGCGCGGCAUGGGGAGGCCCUCAUCCAGAAGUGGAUCAACAAAGAUCUGUACGUUAAUUCUACAGGCAUGGCAUAGUGAGGUGGGGGGAGGGGGGGGUGUCUGACUUGGAUGUGUGUUGAACUUAUUUUGCACCGUACGUAGCCAACCGUGCUAAUCAGAGGUGCGGGGGAAAGACAACACAUCUAAACACAAGAAAAGCAGUUCUAAAGGAAUGAGUUUUCAACCUCGGCAUGGGCAGCGUUUGAGACUGAGGCCGAUCGCCAUGCCUUGGUGUCUGUGCCGUGGAGCCGUUCCAUUCACACAACCCUCCUGCUGUUCCGAGCCUCAACCCAUAAACCCACAGAGUGGCACGCUCCAGACACCAGAUGACGUGUCAGCACGGUGGUGGACUCGACAGUAACAACAACAACACAAACUGAAAUCCAGGAUGUGGUCCAGGACACAUUCGAUGACUCAAGCAGCCCUGCAGCUACGAGCCAAGCAGCCAGGGUUUCUUUUUUUUUCUCGUUGUUUCCCCCAGGCUAAUAUAUUUCAUUCAAAUCCUGUCUGCCCCACAACUGCCGCUGGAGUGACGUCGCUCCUCGCGCUUAUCCGACGCGCUGCGCGGUUCUCCAGCCGCAGAGGAACAAAACGCCACCGUGUCCCCGCCGACCCCGUGGGCUUGCAGAAAUGGAUGGGGUGCGUGCGCUGGCGGCUGGCCCGCGUCAAGCGCUCACCGCCAGCAGCGAGCGGCGGGGGGAACGCUUUGUCCGUGGGCAGGGCGCUAGACCUUGCGACGGAAAAGUCUCGAAGCGACGGUCAACCACUUGAGCGGGAGAAAGGGCAAAAGAAAAAGCAGUGAGGAGCGUGGAAGCACGGUCACGUCGACACGCCGUACUGUGCGUACAUGACAUCGACGGUUCAAUUCAGUUCCUGGACAAGGUCCCUGCACGCGGAGCGAAACGCCGGGCGUCGCCCCCCCCACCCCCCCUGACGAGAACGCACGGUAAACAACCCGAACAGGCCUCGGGGAAGCUGGCUCUUCCUGUGGCUCUCGGUGGUGACCAACUGGGACAUGCACCGCAGCAGUUGUCUGCACGCAGGGAGUCUCCGCGGAGGCUGGGCGGAGGCCGCGUCACGGAGUUUCGGUCGAAGGGUCGAGGGGGCCUGAAGUCGACAGCCUGAACUACACAACGAACGAAUGUGGUUUGUGUCUCUCCCAGCGGCUACCGCUGCGCUGAAACAUACUCUGAAAUAUUGAAACAACUCACAUUUAAGCAAUGCAAAAACGGUAUACACUCGACCCCCCCCCAUAUUAAACAUGGUGGUGCAUGGGGUUAGUACACUGCGCCAUGAACCCUGUGACCCCGAGUUUGAAUCCUGAAUGUGGCCAACAUCAGUGUCUGAACCGGGCACGGUCGCUCAUCACCAACCCCCAUGGUCAACAGGGCGUGGUGACAGAGGCCUCCAUCCAGCAGUGGAGUGAGAAAGAGCUACAAAGGAGAAGCAAGGCUCAAUGGGAGCGCGCAAGCGACGUCAUCACAUGUACCCCUCUAUUUAAGGGACGAAACAGGAGGAUUUCUCCACAACUCUGGCUGUCGCCUGAUGAAGCUGGUUGUAAUUACUGGCGAAACGUCGAACUCAGAUUUGUAAAUGUUGUGACUUUGUGCUCUGCAACACACCGGUGUGGCUGUACUUGUAACGAAUGUUCACGUUCUGUUUACGUGACAAACCUUACUAAUUGGCUGUGUCGGGUGGUGGCGGGUUUAACGACACAUUUAUAUACUUACGCAAUGAUAUUGGUCGCGAAAGCCUGCGUGUUAAACUCAACGGAAAAGCACAAGCAAUGGACCAAACCGAGAAAAAUGCCCAGACGUUUCUGUUCUCGGCAAGGUCAAUGAGCUUCUCACGAAGUCCUUUGAAACAACAGCCAUAGCCACGCGAUUGCCUUGCUGUGUGUGACGCCGUUUACGAUCUUCGCGAACUUGCGAUCAUCAGGCAGCUUCCGUUGCUCAGUCACGGAGCCAAUUUCAAAUUCUUAGGUUUUCUCGGUAAAGUCACGUAGGUAAAAAAUUAAAAUUUAAAUUCAUAAAAGUAAAAUAAAAUUAAAAUAAAAUUAAAAUCACAGGCAAGCAAGUGAUAGAAUCACGUCCUUGCCUGUGAUUUUUAUUUUAUUGCCUGUGAUUUUUAUUUUAUUUUUAUUUUACUUGUAUGAAUUUAAUUUUUUUUACCUACGUGACUUUACCGAAAAAACCUAAGAAUAUGAAUCCUUGCAGUCACGAAAGCUUCAAAUCUAGAACCAAUUUCAAAUGUGAAGCCCAGAACCGCCAACCAUCCUUGCCGAGCCACAGCUCUCCGAUGCGUCGCUUGGCCUGCACCGCGUGCCGAUCGGCAUCACCCUCUCGACGUUUUGCUCCACACGCCGGGAGCUUCCUAAUUUUUUACUUCCACCAAUGAAACUCGCAGCACGUAGUGGGGCGAAACGUCGGACAUUGUCCAAAACAACACGCGGCGUAGCCCAAUGGCUAUUUGAGAGUCAACUCUUAAGAACCUACACGGGGGGUGGUGGGUCAGCUUAACCGCGUGUGCUAUCCGAGCGAGCUGCAACUGCAGCGCCCUCCACUGUUGGUGCUCACGCAAUGACAAAGGAUGCUCAGGAGAGAAGUCUCAUCCGUCGUGAAGCAUGGGUCGGCACUGGGUUGGCUAUGAAUGACUACGCAAGGCUGUGGCUAUGAAUGACUACGCAAGGCUGUGGCUAGAGACACGAGUUCCCCAUAUGGUGCGCGUAUGUACGUUGAACUUAUUUCGCAGCGCACGCAGCCAACCGUGCGAAUCGGAGGUGCGGGAGAGGGAUGUGCUGGGUGUGAUGACGGCAUCGAGAUGACAUUAGGGAAUGCAAAUGCGCCAGCAACACGCCAGCGUUUCUGUCCUGUACAACCAGAACUGGAUUUAUGUCCGAAGUCGAAUGGAUGCCGAUCAAUGUAUUGCUUGAUGUGGGGCUUCGAGAGGAAAAAAAAACUCCAGUCCGCAAACUCCACCACGGUCCACAUCUACACUUUUGCCGAACUGCUCCAUUGAAGCGAACAUUGUGGUUCGGCGCCGCAUGCACGAGACGAUCGGUAAAAUUGAAAAACAGGACCAGAGUGGAGCACGACGAGUGGAAUAUCAAGAACUCUAUCCCGGUAAACAAGCCAACGUCGGGCCAACGUUAGCCCAACGUUCCACGUUCACCGGGGUGAGCCUAACACGAAAGAUCGUUGAUUACGACUGUCAGGUUGAAUACCUGCCGCGCCACGCACGCGGUCUCUGCGGAGGAGACGAUCAUUCAAAUGGACCAACCACACGAAGCUUCGAGUGACAACAAUGAGCUUCACGUCGCCACACACCCCUCCGACUGGAGAGAGAGAGACGACAUUGUAAAUAUUGUAUUUAUUCGAAGGUACCUAUAAUGAUACUCUCCCACCUAAAGAUGUUUGAAUGUUGACACUUUAAACACUUGUAGCCGUGUUCUGUACCGCUUGCCGGUCUGCGUGUUGUGUGGUUGGAUGUCCACCCCCUUGUAUAAAGUGGUACCCUCCCCAAGUUGAAUAGUAUGUACGCCUGGGCUUAAUUUCUCCCGAUUCUCUCCGGAGAAUAUUUCAGGACAAGGCACACGACGUUUCAGUAUAUGUAGCUCCUCUCGCCGCCAAUAGCUGUGGCUGCUAUUGUCACGUGACUACCGGUCUCUGACCAGCUUACCCUGAACAUAUUUAGUGAGAAAUUAAGCCCCGAUUUCCCCCUGUUUAAAUGUACAUCUAUAGUUGUGGUGGAUGCUGUGGUGUGGGAUAUUUAUUUUGGGAUGUUCCAUUUUGGGGGAAACGGGGGGGGGGGGGGGGACGGGGGGGCUUGUUUUGUGAGUUGGGUUGCACCAACUGUUUUACAAAUACAACCUUUUGUUUUGUAGGAAGUGUGUGAUGUGAAAUCAUGUGAUUUGCUCAUUAAAGACAGACAUAGUUACAUUGAAGACAGACAUAGUUACAACCCCUUUUUCAAACAAGGACAUUUAGGAUUUACUGCGUAUGUUAAACUACCUUCUGACGACGAAACAUUUACCGCUUUUAUAUACUCUGUCAACAUUUUUACGUAUAUAGAUAAUAGGUCUCCAAACAAUCUGCAAAUGUAUUUUUAACCGUUUGUUACAUUGGUGCAACUAAGUGACCUACACUGCAAUGUGUUUUUAUAAGAUGCCUUUCGCAAUGUUGAUGACACCUGCAUCCUGGCUUACCGCAAAAACAAACCCAUCACGUUCAACGUAAUUAUAAUCAUCUCACAACACUUGCGUUUAAUUACUCAAUCGCCUCCCUACUGUGAAACACUUGGCAGGGCCCUCUUGAAACGAGUCACUAGACUCGGUCAGAUUAUCCUGGGUAAAUAAUACUACUUAUUAUUUAUAAUGAAAGUAAAGGUCUCAAAGCGCAGUCUAGGGACCUUCUAAUGGGAGCUGUCCCUGGGUGAAACCGGCCUACAAGUGGUCAUUGUAUACCCUCAUUUUACCGUCUCGGCUAACUGGCACCAAGAUGAUUGCGUCGGCGUAGCAUUGUGCAGGAAAUGACGGAACAUGGACAAUAUUUAUCUAAAUUAAACACGCUUAAAAUGUGCGGCAUGUAAUGGGUUUGCCAUGCUCGAUGAAAUGUCACGAUUCCAGGUUACGAUUAAAUUCUAGAAUCAAAUUGUUCGUCUCAUUAUUUAAAUGCGUUUUCAAUGCUCGGUCUUGUUUGUUCCUUUGGACUCAAGGUAACAUUUGUGUACGAUUCGAAUUGUCGUAUAGCUAACCAUUCUUACACAAACGAUGCGAUGACGCUUGUCUCGAAUCAAUGUGUAAACUUGGUGUUGGAUCCGUUGUGACAGUGCAAGGCGAUAACGAUGGCAGUGCGUUUCCCAGACGAGUCACUGUACCGUCUCGUCUGGGUAGGAGCGAGUUCAUUAUUACGAAGUACGACCCGCGGGUCUUCUUACGCAGAAAGUAUUUUCACAUUUCCCAGGAAACGAUUAAAUCAGCAAAGGCAAGCUGCCUGAGCACGACCCCAGCGGCUGAUCCUACAGCAAACGUUCAGGGUAAAUCUAAAGAAAGGUUGUUUUUUUGUUACAAUGAAUACCGAUUAGAGUUACAAUGGUGAGCAUGCGUGCGCGUCUCUGCGUCGCGCGUGGCCUCUGUUUCGUGGGGAGGGGAGGAUGAUGGCGUCUCCUGCGGUCAGUCCGGUUUCACAACCGCGAAGAAUGUUUGUCGGUGUCGAGAGUUGUUCUCAACCUUGCCGAGCAACACGGUCCGUGGGCCAGAGUGACCACCGAAGGUAGAACAAAAAAACUGUUGCGGUAACAUCUUCUUGGUUCUUUCGGUAAGUUCACG
This is a messenger RNA of Lethenteron reissneri (Far Eastern brook lamprey), 8093 nucleotides long. Its product is annotated as beta-chimaerin-like. Gene Ontology annotation, molecular function: GTPase activator activity. The record is from RefSeq and is a predicted model, not a curated record. NCBI's taxonomy places the organism in Eukaryota, Metazoa, Chordata, Hyperoartia, Petromyzontiformes, Petromyzontidae. Gene Ontology annotation, biological process: signal transduction; regulation of GTPase activity.